UUGAGGUUAUAACCAUAAUAACUAAGACGUUCGUUUUGUUCUAAAAUAUUUAUUUAGAUACGAAAAGAAGCUCUAUUAUUUCACAGCACAAUGUCAACACGAUUUUAUCCUAUGUAUCAAAGAGGCAAUCCACAAUUAAGAGUUUUCCUACCAAAUUUCUGGAUGAAGCUAAUUGCGCCUACAGAUCAACAACCUCCAAAUAUUGUACAGUUUCAUUGCUCUAUGCAAAUGACCAGAUACGAUAUAAAAAAUUAUCUAGAGAAAAUUUAUAAUGUCAAUGUAAUUGAAGUGAGAACAAGAAUAGCGAUGGGUAGGUUUAAGAGGGAUCAACUGCAGCAUUCAGUCAUUAAGGAGGACGAUAGAAAAUUGGCUUACGUCGUACUGCCGAAGGACCAGUCAUUUGUGUUUCCUGAUAUGUUCAAAAAUGUAAAAGAUGAUAUUGAUAAAGAAACUAUGGACAUAGCUAAAAAGGAUAUGCAGGAUUUCUUAGGACCUAACAAAGCUCCUGGAUUAUCUGGUUGGUUUAGGAUAUAAUAUGUAUGUAUAUUGCAAUAUUUAAGGAUUUUAACCAA
Molecule: messenger RNA, 572 nt
Organism: Atta colombica
Lineage: Eukaryota; Metazoa; Arthropoda; Insecta; Hymenoptera; Formicidae
Gene: mRpL23
Product: 39S ribosomal protein L23, mitochondrial
Exons: 3
Coding region: 91-534 (147 amino acids)
Biological process (GO): mitochondrial translation
Cellular component (GO): mitochondrial large ribosomal subunit; ribosome
Molecular function (GO): structural constituent of ribosome
Source: RefSeq, a predicted model, not a curated record